AUGCUUUCUUCAGGAUGGAACAAGCUUUCUGGAGCGUUUAGUGCAGUGCACGUUUUGCCUCGAAAUGAACAUGCUUCCGACAGAGUUAAACGGACCCAUUUUUCCACGAAAUGGUUCAUGGGUUGUCUGACAGUGUUUGUCAUCUUCAACUUUAUCAAUAUCUUCCAACAAACAACGUUCAUGUGCCGGUUACCUGCAAUCAACCUUGUCAAGGUGCUCAACAAUGGCCAGGAAUUUCUUGAUUCCGGUAAAUUGUAUUUUAGAGACACAUACGACGACGUUAAGAAGGAAAACAUUGAGUUAUACAAUUCGCUGAGCAAGAUCUUUGAAAUGCAAAAAAACUCAUAUAUGAAGAACUACCACGAUUACGCCUUGAUCUUGAACCCGCUCUUCAUCCUGGACGAGUCCGAGAUCCGCAUCAAGCUACACCCCAUGAAGUACAUUUAUGAGACGAAAACUUUUGAGUUCAAAAAUAGCACAAUCCCUAUUUUGGAGUUCAAGCACGUCUUUGGACGCAAACUCACACCACUCAAGGCGCUACAUAGAUCGUCUGUUUCUUUUUCUUUGAGGAUACAAGAACAUCAUCAGGAUACCACUGAUUUCAUCCACAAAAUCAUCUAUCCUAUUUAUGAAUCGAGCGGCUACCCAAGAAGUGCCUAUAAUUUAGAUGCGUUGCUAGACUAUUCAUUCGUGUUGAAAUACAUCAACUUUGGUGUGUUUUUGUUCUCUGUGGUGUUUCUGGCGGAAGCACUGUGUGUGGUGGUUCCAUACUCUCUGGAAUACUAUCAAGUGCUUUCAAUCGUCCGUCUCAACAAGACACUCUUUGUGCUGGCGGUGGUGUGUUUCGUUAGCAACUUCAUGCUGAUGUCAGUUAGCAUUGUGCUGAACAUGAUUUUACUGGGCAAGGAGUCAAACGAACGUGGUGUCUUCAGUACACUUCUGGGUUUCAUCCAAUUGUUCUGGCUGGUGUUUCUGGCUUUCCAAACAAAGAACUGGGUCUGGAAAGUGUAUUUAGAAAAGAAGUACCUGCUUCCAAGACCCGAGAAGCACGAGCGCACAUUGAGUGGUUUCGGAAUCAAGCCUCUAAACUUUGGCAGUCUCAAGAGACACUUCACUCAUAGACGUGGGGCCCGUGAAAGUCAGGAAGAUCUGAUCGACACCCCAGAACCGAAAGAACCAGAGACAGGGCACCUGAUGAGUCCAAACAUUUAUGCCGGCAACCUGCAUCUUAUUUCCAACACCAACAGCUUUGGAACGCAGAGCUGUUUGGAACUUAAAGGCUCUCCGGCACGGUCGAUCCGGUCUGCGCGCUCCAUGCACUCUUUGCGUUCCACGCGCUCUGCUGCAGCUAUCACGUCGAACGAUCGAGAUCCAUUCUUCACGGCGCCCCAGCACCAGUCCGACAUUUUGGGUCCAAAACCCAAUCUGGAGCCUGAGCAGCGGUCUGUACACUCCUCGAGCACCGAGGUGACCAAGAUGCCCGCCGGGUCGCGCACCGUGUUUGUGGAGGAGGAUGCCACCUCGAUGGUGUCGCGGAAGACUGCACAAGAACACGCUAAAUCGUCCGGCCUGGAGAGCUCUGUGACCAACCGGUCAGAGCCACAACAUUCGGUGAACCAAGAGUCUGCUGCAAUAGAGACGCAAACCUCGCAGGAGUCUGUCAAUGAGGACGAGGACCCCGCAACCGCCGUCGCCCCCACGAACGAACAGAACCAGGAAGACGACUCGACCACCCGGAUCUCCACCGCGGACUCAGAGAGCAUCGAACAGACCCAAGAUAAACACAACGACGACGAGAGUGACGUUAGUCGAGGAGCAACCGUUGGGCAGUUGUAA
Ogataea philodendri is the source of this 1836-nucleotide messenger RNA. RefSeq lists its product as uncharacterized. The record is from RefSeq and is a predicted model, not a curated record. Bases 1 to 1836 code for a protein of 611 amino acids. Lineage: Eukaryota; Fungi; Ascomycota; Pichiomycetes; Pichiales; Pichiaceae. The transcript has a single exon.